CAGCGGCUGCAGCAUCGGGCACUCACCGCAGGGAAUGCGCUCCCGGUCCCUGCCCGCCCGGGGCGGACGGGCUCCCCACAAACCGGAUGCUCCCGCUGCCUGCACAGAGCUGUGGAUGGAAUCUUCAGACACAGAGCAAACAUUUAUCCCUUAGGUUGGAUGAAAUGAACUCAUGAGAAGCCCUCAGAAGGCUGUUUAGAAGAGAGAAGGAGAGAACUAUUUUUAGUGGAGCUACAAACAGGAAACCACCAGUGGCCAGAUAAGAUAUUAAAAAUUUAAAACUGUCGAGGCACCUCAUCCCCAGAAGGACACGGAUCAUUUCAGGGAUGCACUAUGACUUGCCAGGAAUUAAUGAGCCAAUUCUGGAAGCACUGAAAGGGAGCUGUGGUAUCCAACAAAGUUUUCUGUGACAAGUACAUUCAGGAAAAUACAGCCAAGCACGAGGAGGCUGAUCCUAAACUGACAGCUGAUGAAAGAGUGUUUGUAGCUGGGCAGCCAUGAGGAAUUGUACCAUGGAAGUCACUGAAGAGUCACCCCUGGGAAACUGUGAUGACAGCCGCCAUGAGGAAAUACCCCAACCCCAUGAACCCCAGCGUGGUGGGAGUGGAUGUCCUGGCCAGGCACGUGGAUCCCAGCGGGAAGCUGCACAGCCACCGGCUCCUGAGCACCGAGUGGGGAAUCCCGGCCAUUGUGAAAUCGCUCAUUGGCACCUGCAGGACAAGGACAUAUGUGCAAGAGCAUUCUGUUGUUGACCCUGUGAAAAAAACAAUGGAGCUUAAAUCCUGUAAUAUUUCAUUCACAAACCUCGUGUCAGUAGAUGAGAGGCUUGUCUAUAAACCACACCCUCAGGAACCACACAAAACCAUUCUGACACAAGAAGCAAUAAUAUCUGUAAAAGGUGUCAGUCUCAGCAGUUACCUAGAAGGGCUAAUGGCAAACACAAUUUCUUCCAAUGCUAAAAAGGGCCGUGAAGCAUUGGAAUGGGUCAUUAAAAGACUGAAUGCUGAAAUUGAAGAGUUGGCAGCUUCAGCACGAGGAACCAUGAGGAAUUCCAUGGCAGCAGCAGCAUUUGUAGAGAAAUGAUGAUAGUUCUUAGACCUGUGUCACUAAUGAGGCUGAACGACCUGCAGCCUCUCUCCAGGCCUAGAUACAUGUAUCCUUUGUUAUUUAAAGGAUGUGUGUAUGAGGCAUGUUAUAAAUUUAAUUUGGAGAAUUUUUCCCAAGGCUGAGACUCAAAGGCUAUUUAAUAUAUUGGGUCAGCUGGACCGAUGAAGAAAUGAAUUUAAGUGUAGUUCCUGUAUUUACAUGAACACUAACUUAUAAUGUUUGCAGAUGUGAAAUAGCCUCAUUUAGUGCUGAGGCUGCAUAUGGUGGAGGACACUGGCAUGUUAGGCUAACUUUUAUUUUUUUGUGUGACUUAUGGACUACCUCUUUUGGGACCAAGCCCAAAAUUAAGCAGAAUGGUUGUUCCAGCAUUGUUCUUUUUGUUGAUUUUUGACAGUUGUGUGAUACAACUUGGUUUAACAGAAAGCUUAUUACUUGAUGCUUGAAAUAUAAAAGAAUGUACAAAAUAUUUUUUGAUAACCUUUUUAACUUGACUGAUUAAACUAACAUGGUACUCAAAUUGUUUUUCAGGCACUAUAGGUAAAACAUCAAAGUGUCUCUUACCUACCUAUCAAGACCUAAAUCCUGCUCCUAAAUGCAACUUCAGUGAGCUGGGCAUGCAGUACCUUAAAGUCAAAUUUUAUCUUAAACUUCUGCAAUAAAUGUCUCCCUUUCUAAAAGCCCAUUACAUAAAGGUACGAUAAGCACAGAGCCUUAAAAUCUUGUAAGCUGCUACAGUAGUGGGUGUUCACUUCAAAGAACCAAUUAAAGACUAAAAAACCUUUGUGAAAGUGGCUGAGGAGAUACCUAAACAAAAAAGGAAAUAGUAUUUAGCAAUAUACUUGUUAAGUUGAUCAGAAAUAACCUGUCCCAUCCAGUGGCUGUUGUGUUCUGCUUCACUUAACCUGAGUUCUGAGUUCCAGUUCCCUUCACCCUUUGAGCUGAUUUGCUCCCAGUCCAAGGCCCUGUGUUCCCAGGGUGUUUCCUGGUACUCCCUGCAGGUUCCUGGCACUGUCACAGUCACUCCCUAGGAAGGGAAAGGUCAGCCCUUGGCACGUGCCAGGCUGUGCCAUGCGGGCACCUCACGGGACUCUGAGCCCCUUCAGGGGAGCAGGAAAAGGCAAAGGCACAGCCCAGGGGGAGCUGAUGUGGUAUUUUGGUGCCCAAGGCUCUUCCUGGAAUUUUGUUUCGAAGCUUACAAGUGAUUUCAAGGCUCUCUCAGCCUUUCUGAGCUGUAAUGUCACCCUGCCCAGCAUAUUUGAUUUUGCAUGCCAUUUCUGUUAGAUCAAAUUGCCUAUUAAGUACUGUCUGCUUACAGAGCUUCUUUUAACAAACAAGAACACUUCCAUAAGGUUUGUGCUGGGGGAAGAAAACAGGAAUAUAGAUAUAUAACUUUUAAAAAUUAACUAUUCUAAACAAUAUUUUUCUAAACAGAAAUGGCUUGAGACUACUAAUUUAAGUCAUUGAGGUUUGCCAUACUUUUACAGGAGAUUAUUACAACUGAAAUAACAUUUCAAUUUUAAAAGUGUAUGUGAAACUUCUGCAAAACUGUACCAUCAUUUCUGGUGAAAAUGCUUAGCUUGAAAUUCAUUUUAUAUGUUUGCUCAGCCAUUAGCAUCGUUUGAUAUCCUAAAGUCAGUUUUUUCAUUUCCAAAUUUUUCUGCACUAGGGACUGCAUAGUAGAACUCACAGUUUGGCCUUGCACUGAAAAAAACCUUACUGGUUAAUUUCUACAGGCAUUCAACAACUUCUUAAAAGAUAAUAAAUUUCUUUCUUCUAUUUUAUUUAUAUGCCUGCAUUCUCAUUCUGUCAGAGUAUGGCUUUCUGUAUGUGGCCCUUUUUAAAUAAAAUUCUGUUUCAAUUCUGGCUAA
Molecule: messenger RNA, 2975 nt
Organism: Melospiza georgiana
Lineage: Eukaryota; Metazoa; Chordata; Aves; Passeriformes; Passerellidae
Gene: PRELID3B
Product: PRELI domain containing 3B
Exons: 9
Coding region: 550-1083 (177 amino acids)
Biological process (GO): phospholipid transport
Cellular component (GO): mitochondrial intermembrane space
Molecular function (GO): phosphatidic acid transfer activity
Source: RefSeq, a predicted model, not a curated record